Nicotiana tabacum (common tobacco) is the source of this 4639-nucleotide messenger RNA. The record is from RefSeq and is a predicted model, not a curated record. Lineage: Eukaryota; Viridiplantae; Streptophyta; Magnoliopsida; Solanales; Solanaceae.
CUUUGUUCUUAUACAACGGGACCAUUGUACUCCACCUCCACUCUUCGGGCAUCCUGAGUUUGCGAACUACAAAUUCAAAGAGCUAAAACUCGUGAUUACAGACAGGUCAAAAUGGAUUCACUUAUCAGAAAAUAAAAAGCAUAUUAGAGACAGUCCAAUAUGGGAAAAAAAGACUCAGCUAUGGCCCAUGGAAAGACACCCAACCUUUAACAUGGUAUAGCAUGGUGAAGGCAAGGGAUACUUUAAAAGAUGCCGGAGGAGGGAAUCUUUUCCUCAUUUGUGGUGUGGGACUCUUAUUAGCCCCUUUCAUAAUUGCAUUGCACAGAAACAUUGAGAAACGAGAAUUACUUGCAUUAGUUAAUUUGUCUCUCUUUUUAUGAUCUUGCUACCUUCACAUUGGCUGUAAUUUCUGUUAGCUUAUUUAGAAGACCAAGUUGGAUUUAAAUAUAUAUGUUCUGUUCUUUUCUUUGACGCUGUCACGAUUCUCUGGAAAGUAUGGAUUUUUCUAAUAUUAUCACUCUCACUCUCAAUCAGUUUGUUAAUGAAAAUUACGGAGCUCGGCCAUGAUUUUCUAAUUUUAUUGUGUGGUUUAUUAUUUGUUGAAAGAACAGAACAGAAUGACAAACCUACUUCUUAAACUUGUUUUGAGAUUGUUCUCAGCAUAUCUUGAAAAAUAGAAGCAACAACAACAAACUCAGAGGGUAGCGUGUACGCAGACCUUACCCCCUACCUUCAAGAAGGUAGAGAGGCUGUUUCCGGUAGACUCUCAGCUUAGGAAAGUUAAAAGGAAGUGCAACAACAAGCACUAAGUUAUGUACUAAAGCAACAACAAAGUAAUGAUAGAAGUCAAGAAAUACGAAAAUACACAAAUGACACUAAGUUAUGUACUAAAGCUACUGUAACAAACAAGGACAAGGCUCGGCUACCUAACCCUUGACCUUUAUACUCAACCUCCAUACCUUCCUAUCUAUGGUCAUGUCCUCGGUAAGCUGGAGCAACGCCAUAUCUUGCCUAAUCACCUCUCCCCAAUACUUAUUCGGCCUGCCUCUACCUCUCCUUAUGCCCUCCAAGGCCAACCUCUCACAUCUCCUCACCGGUGCAUCUGUAUCUCUGCUCUUCACAUGCUCGAAUUAUCUAAGUCUCGUCUUCCGCAUCUUGUCCUCCACAGGGGCCAUGACCACCUUGUUCCGAAUAACUUCAUUUCUAAUUCUAUCUAACCUGGUAUGCCCGCAAAUUUAUCUCAACAUACUCAUUUCAGCCACCUUCAUCUUUUGGACAUGAGAGUUCUUGACUGGCCAACACUCUGCCCCAUACAACAUAGUCGGUUGACCAUCGUUCGAUAGAACUUACCUUUAAGUUUUGGUGGCACAUUUUUAUCACACAAAACACCGGAAGCGAGCCUCCAUUUUAUCCACCUCGCCCCAAUACAAUGUGUAACAUUCUCGUUGAUCUCUCCAUUCCCUUGUAUAAUUGACCCAAGAUAUUUAAAACUUUCUCUCCUAGGGAUGACUUGAGAAUUAAGCCUCACGUCUUCGUCCACUACCUGAGUCGCCCCAUUGAACUUGCACUCCAAGUAUUCUGUCUUGGUCCUGCUCAACUUGAAAUCUUUAGACUCCAGAGUCUGCCUCCAAACCUCUAACCUUUCGGUAACUCUGUUUUGCGUCUUGUCGAUCAGUACAAUUUCAUCUGCCAAUAACAUGCACCACGACAACUUCUCUUAAAUGUGGCACGUCAGUGCGUCGAUCGCCGGGGCAGAUAGAAAUGGGCUGAGGGCUGACCCUUGGUGCAACCCUAUCACAACUCGGAAGUGUUCCAAGUCCCCUCUCACUGUCCUCACUCGAGUAUUAGCUCCAUCAUACAUGUACUUAAUAGCCCUAAUGUAUGCAACAGGAACACCUCUAGCCUCCAAACAUCUCCAAAAAACCUUCCUUGGCACUUUAUCAUAAGCCUUUUCUAAGUCGAUGAACCGUAAAUCCCUCUUCCUCUCCCUAUACUGCUCCAUCAACCUCUUAAUAAGAUGAAUAGCUUCCGUAGUCAAACGUCCCGCCUUAUAUCCGAAAUCUUGAAAAAUAGAAGGUAAAGAUCUAUUUAAAUGUGGGUCAACAGCAAACUUAUUUAGUCAAGUUGUUUUCAUUUGGCAUUUUUUAAUGUCCUUUACCUUUUAUCUUUUGAGGUGAAGUGGAAUUAAUGAUGUGACUGGAGAAAACAAGAGAAAGAUUGGGAGAAUGCGGGAAGACAAAUAUCUUGAAUUGCACAAUCGUUGACGCAAUGUAGGGUAGUAAUACAUAUAAUAUUACAUCCACUCAUAUGUGAUAAUUCUUAACUAUUCUAAUAGUGAUGAUUGUAGAAAGAGACCCAUUAGGCUGUAGCGAGAGCAUAAGUUAUUGCAUGAGGGACAAAGACAAGUGGGACGGCAAAAGAAAGAAAAGAAAAAGGAAUGCUCUUUUCCAAAAAAAGAAAAAGGAGUGCGCUGAAGUGGAAGGAUCAGUAUCUAUAGUGAAUCUCUUGUUUUAACAGAACUGAUCAUUGAACAGUUGCUUUGGCUAGAAUUUGUAACUGAAACCCUUUUAUGCUGAGAUGGCCGGUAUGGUUAGUAUUAUGCUGCUUGCUUUAAAUUAAUUUGAUACUAAUCCUCUUUGUCUUCCUUCUUUUUGUUCAUCUACAGACACAUGGUCUUGCUGAAUACAUUGCACAGGAGGAGAUGGAACGGAAAAAUGGGUACUGGUGGUCGCUUGACAGCAAAUAUAUAGCAUUCACACAGGUUGAUUCAUCUGGUAUACCUCUAUUCAGAAUUAUGCAUCAAGGUAAUAGUUCCAUUGGUCCUCAGGCGGAGGAAGACCAUGCUUACCCUUUUGCCGGAGGGGCAAAUGUCAAAGUUCGCCUGGGAGUGGUUCCAACUAAUGGAGGUCAAAUAACUUGGAUGGAUCUUCUGUGUGGUGAAAAGGACAAAGAAAACGAGGAGGAAUAUUUGGGCAGAGUGAAUUGGAUGCAUGGAAGUAUUCUGACUGCACAGGUCAUGAAUCGAUCACAUUCCAAACUGAAAAUUCUUAAGUUUGAUAUCAAGACGGGGCAAAGGAAUGUAUUAUUGGUUGAAGAACAUGAUACAUGGAUCAAUCUUCACGAUUGUUUUGUACCUUUGGACAAAGGACUCAACAGAACUAAUGGUGCAUUUAUUUGGGCUAGCGAGAAAACAGGGUUCAGACAUUUGUAUCUCCAUGACACAAAUGGAGUGUGUUUGGGACCUAUAACACAAGGUGAUUGGCUGGUUGAACAAGUUGCUGGUGUAAAUGAAGUUACUGGCCUUGUAUAUUUUACAGGAACAUUAGAUGGGCCUUUGGAAUCUCACCUUUACUGUGCUAAAUUGUUCCCAGAUGCUAACAGUCCAUUGCAGUCCCCUUUGAGAUUGACUAAUGGACGUGGCAAGCAUGCUGUUGUGCUUGAUCACCAAAUGCAAAGAUUCAUAGAUAUCCAUGAUUCCUUGGUCUCACCACCCAGAAUUUCACUCUGCUCCUUGCAUGACGGAAGCUUAAUUAUGCAUCUAUUUGAUCAACCAGUCAGUGUUCCACGGUUCAGAAAACUCCAUCUUGAAUCUCCAGAAAUAAUUCAGAUACAGGCCCAGGAUGGAACUGCUUUAUAUGGGCAAUUAUACAAGCCGGAUCCAAUGAAGUUUGGACCUCCUCCAUACAGAACUAUGAUUGAAGUCUAUGGUGGUCCAAGUGUACAGCUUGUGUGCGACUCGUGGACGAACACUGUCGACAUGAGAGCUCAGUAUCUAAGAAGCAAAGGCAUCUUAGUUUGGAAGAUGGACAAUAGAGGCACUGCUCGACGAGGACUCUUGUUCGAGGGUGCACUCAAAUAUAACUGUGGCCUCGUUGAUGCUGAGGAUCAACUGACAGGAGCUGAGUGGCUCCUGAAACAAGGGCUCGCAAAACAAGGCCACAUCGGAUUGUAUGGAUGGAGCUACGGUGGGUAUCUCUCAGCUAUGACAUUGGCAAGGUUUCCUGAGGUAUUCAAAUGUGCUGUGUCUGGUGCCCCUGUAACAUCGUGGGCCGGAUAUGAUACAUUUUACACAGAAAAGUAUAUGGGCCUACCAUCCGAAAAUCCAUCAGGCUAUCGAGAGAGCUCUGUAAUGCACCAUGUAAACAAGAUCAAAGGGAAGCUGUUACUCGUGCAUGGCAUGAUUGAUGAAAAUGUGCAUUUUAGGCACACGGCUAGGCUUAUUAAUGCGCUCGUGGCAGCCGGAAAGACUUAUGAGUUGUUAAUAUUCCCGGAUGAGCGUCACAUGCCUCGGAGAACGAGAGACCGUAUAUACAUGGAAGAGAGAAUUUGGGAAUUCAUUCAGAGGAACUUGUGAGUGGCCUUUUCAUUGUUCUAGUAUACAGUUAAGGUCUUGACUCUCGGGGUAGAGAAGUUUAGGCGGCUCAUUUCAGUUUACAGCAUGUUUCAAUUUACUAUAAAAGAAGUUGUACUAUUCUCUGAUAAAACUAGAGAAAAAGGUAGCAGGCUAAUAAAAGUUGUUUGUGCAACUGAUCUCUGUAAUAGCUGCCAUGUACCAUAAGCUUACCAGAUGUACAAAAAUAAUGCAACACUCCUCUUCCUGAGGAGAAAUUUGGUUUUUAUUUACCAUCUCUGCCGCUGA